Messenger RNA from Candida albicans SC5314, 258 nucleotides. RefSeq lists its product as uncharacterized. NCBI's taxonomy places the organism in Eukaryota, Fungi, Ascomycota, Pichiomycetes, Serinales, Debaryomycetaceae. Bases 1 to 258 code for a protein of 85 amino acids. The transcript has a single exon. The record is from RefSeq and is a predicted model, not a curated record.
AUGGUAUGCUAUUUCUCUGGUUAUGAUGAUUUUAGUCGACUAAUGGGAUGGAUGGAUGGAUGGUCCACUAAAUCCAUGUUCUUGUUGUGGUGGUAUUUUAUUCGUCCCACUAAACUGCUCAUCAGAUCCGAUUGUUUUGGGAUAUUGAAAACAAUCAAAUCAUUUCUUACUAUUGUUUGUUUUGUUGUUAUUAUUGAACCCACCCUUAAAUCUAGACUAUAUCAACCCUCAUCAGAUAGCUACUAUUCCCCCUAUUAA